Messenger RNA from Aspergillus luchuensis, 306 nucleotides. RefSeq lists its product as uncharacterized. Bases 1 to 306 code for a protein of 101 amino acids. Lineage: Eukaryota; Fungi; Ascomycota; Eurotiomycetes; Eurotiales; Aspergillaceae. The record is from RefSeq and is a predicted model, not a curated record. The transcript has a single exon.
AUGGUGAAGUCUUUGAUUGCUUUCAUUCUGUACAUCUGUGCUUGGCUUUCUGCAGCCCCUAGAUGUUCGGCUAGGGAAAUAUUUGAAGCGUCAGAAAUCGAUAGAAGCAUCGUGAAACCUCUGGAAGGAAAACAGGUUUUGGAUCAGGCCGUCCGAAGAAAUGGGCGGGUGGUGAUUGGACAAUGGGGCAGUGGGGAGCUUGCCGUCCCAAAGGGAGCCAACCUCACUAGCAAGUACUUAGUAGAGGUCAUAACAGUAGCGUGGUCAGCAGCGAUGGUUGCCAUUGACGAUGAUUGCUGCCCGUAA